Molecule: messenger RNA, 1324 nt
Organism: Cucumis sativus (cucumber)
Lineage: Eukaryota; Viridiplantae; Streptophyta; Magnoliopsida; Cucurbitales; Cucurbitaceae
Product: palmitoyl-monogalactosyldiacylglycerol delta-7 desaturase, chloroplastic
Exons: 4
Coding region: 55-1002 (315 amino acids)
Biological process (GO): lipid metabolic process
Cellular component (GO): endoplasmic reticulum membrane
Molecular function (GO): oxidoreductase activity, acting on paired donors, with oxidation of a pair of donors resulting in the reduction of molecular oxygen to two molecules of water
Source: RefSeq, a predicted model, not a curated record
UUGGAGAGAAAAUGGUGAAAUAAUCUAAAUUAGAGAGAAGAAAACACUUUGGAAAUGGAUAUGUCAAAACAAGAACUAAAUGAAAGGGUGAAGCCUAUAAUGUCACCAACGAAGAGAGAAUGGACCAACAUUGACAAAACCAUUGCAUGUCUUCUUUUCUUUCUUCAUGCCCUCUGUAUUUUCGCCCCAUUUAACUUUACUUGGAAUGCGUUUUGGGUUGCCCUUAUCUUGUAUAGUAUUACAGGUCUUUUCGGCAUCACUAUUUCGUAUCAUAGAAAUCUUUCACAUAAGAGUUUCCAGCUUCCUAAAUGGCUUGAGUAUUUAUUUGCUUACUGUGGAGCUCAUGCACUUCAGGGUGAUCCGAUGGAUUGGGUAAGUACACAUAGAUGUCAUCACCAAUUUGUUGACACAGACAAAGAUCCUCAUGAUCGUAAUCAAGGAUUUUGGUUUAGUCAUAUCAAUUGGGCUUUCGAUUCCUACCAUUUGACUAAAAAGGUUUGUGGUAAGUACUUCAAUGAUUCCAAAGAAACAAAAAGAAACUUGUUCACAUUAGUAAUGAAGCAUGAGAGACCAGAUAAUGUCAAGGACUUGGAGAAACAAAUAUUCUAUACGUUUAUUCAUAAAACGUAUAUUCUUCAUCCAAUUGCUUUGGCAAUCUUUCUCUAUAUGGUUGGAGGACUUCCUUUUGUUUUAUGGGGAAUGUGUGUGAGGAUAGUAAUGUUAUAUCAUGUAAUAUUUAUGGUGAAUUCAGUAUGCCAUAAAUGGGGAAAGAAACAAUGGAGUACAACUGAUUUAUCUAGAAAUAAUUGGUGGGUGAGUCUUCUUUCUUUUGGAGAAGGUUGGCAUAACAAUCACCAUGCAUUCGAGUAUUCAGCUAAGUAUGGACUUGAAUGGUGGCAACUUGACUUUGGUUGGUAUGUUAUUAUGUUCCUUAAAGCAAUUGGAGUGGCCACAGAUGUCAAAUUACCCACUCAAUGCCACAAGCAAAGGAUGAAACUGUGAGCUCAUCAAUGGAUGAAUUUAAAAAAUGAUGCUUAAUUCAUACUGAAAGAUAUAAACACGCCAUAUAGGAUUUACAUAAUUAUUGUUUGAAUUAGAUGUAUAAUCCAACGAUAUAUAAUAUUCAUGUAUUAGGGAUAUAGGAUUUAUGAAGAAGAAUGAGAUAUUGUAGUUUUAAAAGUAUAUGGUGGAAAAUUUUCGAUAUUUGAAACUAUUUGUAAUAGAAAAAAAAUGAAAACUUGAAUAUUUUGGCUUUUGUAAAUAAAUAUCUAUUACUCCAAGGUUGGGUCGCACAUACAAGAUAAAAAUGUUUUUUCAUCUUAAA